This is a messenger RNA of Vicugna pacos (alpaca), 7623 nucleotides long. It is a transcript of the gene PTPRF, whose product is annotated as protein tyrosine phosphatase receptor type F. Lineage: Eukaryota; Metazoa; Chordata; Mammalia; Artiodactyla; Camelidae. Gene Ontology annotation, biological process: protein dephosphorylation. The record is from RefSeq and is a predicted model, not a curated record. Gene Ontology annotation, molecular function: protein binding; protein tyrosine phosphatase activity.
CGGCGGCGGCGGCGGCGGCAGAGGCGGCGGCUCCGGCUCCGGCUCGGGCUCCGGCUCCAGCUCGGGUGGCUGUGGCGGGAGUGGGAUCCUGUGGCGGUGGCGGCGGCGGCAGAAGAGGAGCAAAAGCAGCGGCCCCGGCGGCUUGGGGGGACAUGCGGACCGACGGCCCCUGGAUAGGCGGAAUGAGCAGAGGCCCCAGUGCCCUGCCCUCGGUCCUGGUUGUCCAAGAGUGACUGGCGUGAUCAAGCAAAGACCCGGUUGAUUGUCCUGGGCUGUGGCUGGCCUGGAUGGCCCCCCAGCUAGCCCCAGGGAGGACGAUGGUGCCCCUUGUGCCUGCACUCGUGAUGCUUGGUUUGGUGGCAGGUGCCCAUGGCGACAGCAAACCUGUCUUCAUUAAGGUCCCUGAGGACCAGACUGGGCUGUCAGGAGGGGUGGCCUCCUUUGUGUGCCAAGCUGCAGGGGACCCCAAGCCACGCAUCACGUGGAUGAAGAAGGGGAAGAAAGUCAGCUCCCAGCGCUUUGAGGUAAUCGAGUUUGACGAUGGAGCGGGGUCCGUGCUUCGGAUCCAGCCGUUGCGGGUGCAGCGAGAUGAAGCCAUCUAUGAGUGCACAGCCACCAACAGCCUGGGAGAGAUCAACACUAGUGCCAAGCUGUCAGUGCUCGAAGAGGAACAGCUGCCCUCCGGGUUCCCCACCAUCGACAUGGGGCCUCAGCUGAAGGUGGUGGAGAAGGCACGCACAGCCACCAUGUUGUGUGCAGCAGGCGGGAAUCCAGACCCUGAGAUCUCUUGGUUCAAGGACUUCCUCCCUGUGGACCCUGCCACGAGCAAUGGCCGCAUCAAGCAGCUGCGUUCAGGUGCCUUGCAGAUCGAGAGCAGCGAGGAGUCGGACCAAGGCAAGUACGAGUGUGUGGCGACCAACUCCGCAGGCACGCGCUACUCGGCCCCUGCCAACCUGUAUGUGCGAGUGCGCCGUGUGGCUCCUCGUUUCUCCAUCCCCCCCAGCAGCCAGGAGGUGAUGCCCGGCGGCAGCGUGAACCUGACGUGCGUCGCCGUGGGCGCGCCCAUGCCCUACGUGAAGUGGAUGAUGGGGGCUGAGGAGCUCACCAAGGAGGACGAGAUGCCGGUCGGCCGUAACGUGCUGGAGCUCAAUAACGUUGUGCGCUCCGCCAACUACACCUGUGUGGCCAUCUCCUCACUGGGCAUGAUCGAGGCCACGGCCCAAGUCACCGUGAAAGCUCUGCCAAAGCCUCCGAUUGACCUUGUGGUGACAGAGACAACCGCCACCAGCGUCACCCUGACCUGGGACUCUGGAAACUCAGAGCCUGUGUCCUACUACGGCAUCCAGUACCGUCCAGCGGGCAUGGAGGGUCCCUUCCAGGAGGUGGAUGGCGUGGCCACCACCCGCUACAGCAUUGGCGGCCUCAGUCCUUUCUCGGAGUACGCCUUCCGCGUGCUGGCGGUGAAUAGCAUCGGGCGAGGGCCGCCCAGUGAGGCGGUGCGGGCGCGCACAGGGGAGCAGGCUCCCUCCAGCCCCCCGCGCCGCGUGCAGGCACGCAUGCUGAGUGCCAGCACCAUGCUGGUGCAGUGGGAGCCACCCGAGGAGCCCAACGGCCUGGUGCGGGGCUACCGCGUCUACUACACCCCCGACUCCCGCCGCCCCCUGAGCGCCUGGCAUAAGCACAACACGGAUGCCGGGCUCCUCACCACCGUGGGCAGCCUGCUGCCCGGCAUCACCUACAGCCUGCGUGUGCUGGCCUUCACUGCCGUGGGCGACGGCCCCCCAAGCCCCACCAUCCAGGUCAAGACGCAGCAGGGAGUGCCUGCCCAGCCCGCGGACUUCCAGGCCGAGGCGGACUCGGACACCAGGAUCCAGCUCUCGUGGCUGCUGCCCCCGCAGGAGCGGAUCAUCAAGUAUGAGCUAGUGUACUGGGCGGCAGAGGACGAGGGCCAGCAGCACAAGGUGACCUUCGACCCCACCUCCUCCUACACACUAGAGGACCUGAAGCCUGACACGCUGUACCGCUUCCAGCUGGCUGCCCGCUCUGAGAUGGGGGUGGGCGUCUUCACCCCCACCAUUGAGGCUCGCACAGCACAGUCUACCCCCUCCGCCCCUCCCCAGAAGGUGACGUGUGUGAGCGUGGGCUCCACCACAGUCCGGGUAAGUUGGGUCCCACCGCCAGCCGACAGCCGCAACGGCGUUAUCACCCAGUACUCAGUGGCCUACGAGGCGGUGGACGGCGAGGACCGCGGGCGGCACGUGGUGGACGGCAUCGGCCGCGAGCACUCCAGCUGGGACCUGGUGGGCCUGGAGAAGUGGACGGAGUACCGGGUGUGGGUGCGGGCGCACACAGACGUGGGCCCCGGCCCCGAGAGCAGCCCGGUUCUGGUGCGCACCGACGAGGACGUGCCCAGCGGGCCACCGAGGAAGGUAGAGGUGGAGCCACUGAACUCCACGGCGGUGCACGUCUCCUGGAAGCUGCCUGUCCCCAGCAAGCAGCAUGGCCAGAUCCGCGGCUACCAGGUCACCUAUGUGCGGCUGGAGAAUGGCGAGCCCCGGGGCCCCCCCAUCAUCCAGGACGUCAUGCUGGCCGAGGCCCAGGAAACCACCAUCAGUGGCCUGACCCCGGAGACCACCUACUCCAUUACUGUUGCCGCCUACACCACCAAGGGAGAUGGUGCCCGCAGCAAGCCCAAAAUUGUCACGACCACAGGGGCAGUCCCAGGCCGGCCCACCAUGAUGGUCAGCACCACGGCCAUGAACACUGCGCUGCUCCAGUGGCACCCACCCAAGGAGCUGCCUGGUGAGCUGUUGGGCUACCGGCUGCAGUACCGCCGAGCCGACGAGGCGCGGCCCAACACCAUCGACUUCGGCAAGGACGACCAGCACUUUACAAUCACUGGCCUGCACAAAGGGGCCACCUACAUCUUCCGGCUUGCUGCCAAGAACCGGGCCGGCCCAGGCGAGGAGUUUGAGAAGGAGAUCACGACCCCUGAGGACGUGCCCAGCGGUUUCCCCCAAAACCUGCGUGUGAUAGGGCUGACCACGUCUACCACGGAACUGAGCUGGGACCCCCCGGUGCUGGCGGAGAGGAAUGGGCGCAUCACCAACUACACCGUGGUGUACCGUGACAUCAACAGCCAGCAGGAGCUGCAGAACAUCACUGCCGAGACCCACCUGACACUCUCAGGCCUCAGGCCAGACACCACGUAUGACGUCAAGGUCCGUGCACGCACCAGCAAAGGCGCCGGCCCACUCAGCCCCAGCAUCCAGUCCCGGACCAUGCCCGUGGAGCAAGUGUUUGCCAAGAACUUCAGAGUGGCGGCUGCCAUGAAGACAUCUGUGCUGCUCAGCUGGGAGGUCCCCGAUUCCUACAAGUCAGCUGUACCCUUCAAGAUUCUGUACAAUGGGCAGAGUGUGGAGGUGGACGGGCACUCCAUGCGGAAGCUGAUUGCAGACCUGCAGCCGAACACAGAGUACUCGUUUGUGCUGAUGAACCGCGGCAGUAGUGCAGGGGGCCUGCAGCACCUCGUGUCCAUCCGCACGGCCCCUGACCUCCUUCCACACAAGCCGCUGCCAGCCUCUGCCUACAUCGAGGAUGGCCGCUUCACGCUCUCCAUGCCCCAUGUGCAGGACCCCUCACUGGUCAGGUGGUUCUACAUCAUGGUGGUGCCCAUUGACCGUGUGGGAGGGAGCAUGCUGACGCCCCGGUGGAGCACACCCGAGGAGCUGGAGCUGGAUGAGCUUCUGGAGGCCAUCGAGCAGGGUGACACGGAGCAGCAGCGGCGGCGGCGGCGGCGGCGGCAGGCAGAGCGGCUGAAGCCCUAUGUGGCCGCUCAGGUGGAUGUGCUCCCUGAUACCUUCACCCUGGGGGACAAGAAGAGCUACCGGGGAUUCUAUAACCGGCCCCUGUCUCCGGACCUCAGCUACCAGUGCUUUGUGCUCGCCUCCCUGAAGGAACCCGUGGACCAGAAGCGCUAUGCCUCCAGCCCUUACUCCGAUGAGAUCGUGAUCCAGGUGACACCAGCCCAGCAGCAGGAGGAGCCCGAGAUGCUGUGGGUGACGGGCCCUGUCCUGGCGGUCAUCCUUAUCAUCCUCAUUGUUAUUGCCAUCCUCCUGUUCAAGAGGAAAAGGACCCACUCUCCAUCGUCCAAGGAUGAGCAGUCAAUUGGGCUGAAGGACUCCUUGCUGGCCCAUUCCUCCGACCCCGUGGAGAUGCGGAGGCUCAACUACCAGACCCCAGGUAUGCGAGACCACCCGCCCAUCCCCAUCACUGAUCUGGCAGACAACAUCGAGCGCCUCAAAGCCAACGAUGGCCUCAAGUUCUCCCAAGAAUACGAGUCCAUUGACCCUGGACAACAGUUCACAUGGGAGAAUUCAAACCUGGAGGUGAACAAGCCCAAGAACCGCUACGCCAAUGUCAUUGCCUACGACCACUCUCGAGUCAUCCUUACCUCCAUCGAUGGUGUCCCGGGGAGUGACUACAUCAAUGCCAACUACAUCGACGGCUACCGCAAGCAGAAUGCCUACAUUGCCACGCAGGGCCCGCUGCCCGAGACCAUGGGUGAUUUCUGGCGGAUGGUGUGGGAGCAGCGCACAGCCACUGUGGUCAUGAUGACGCGGCUGGAGGAGAAGUCCCGGGUGAAGUGUGAUCAGUACUGGCCGGCUCGUGGCACCGAGACCUACGGCCUCAUUCAGGUGACCCUUUUGGACACAGUGGAGCUGGCCACGUACACUGUGCGCACCUUUGCGCUCCACAAGAGCGGCUCCAGUGAGAAGCGGGAGCUGCGUCAGUUCCAGUUCAUGGCCUGGCCAGACCACGGAGUUCCCGAAUACCCAACCCCCAUCCUGGCCUUCCUGCGUCGGGUCAAGGCCUGCAACCCGCUGGACGCGGGGCCCAUGGUGGCGCACUGCAGCGCGGGCGUGGGCCGCACGGGCUGCUUCAUCGUCAUCGAUGCCAUGCUGGAGCGGAUGAAGCACGAGAAGACGGUGGACAUCUACGGCCACGUGACGUGCAUGCGGUCUCAGCGGAACUACAUGGUGCAGACCGAGGACCAGUAUGUGUUCAUCCACGAAGCGUUGCUGGAGGCCGCCACAUGUGGACACACAGAGGUGCCCGCCCGCAACCUCUAUGCCCACAUCCAGAAGCUGGGCCAAGUGCCUCCUGGGGAGAGUGUGACUGCCAUGGAGCUCGAGUUCAAGCUGCUGGCCAGCUCCAAGGCCCACACAUCCCGCUUCAUCAGCGCCAACUUGCCCUGCAACAAAUUCAAGAACCGCCUGGUGAACAUCAUGCCCUAUGAACUGACCCGUGUGUGUCUGCAGCCCAUCCGCGGCGUGGAGGGCUCUGACUACAUCAAUGCCAGCUUCCUGGAUGGCUAUAGACAGCAGAAGGCCUACAUAGCCACACAGGGGCCUCUGGCAGAGAGCACCGAGGACUUCUGGCGCAUGCUUUGGGAGCACAACUCCACCAUCAUCGUCAUGCUGACCAGGCUUCGGGAGAUGGGCAGGGAGAAAUGCCACCAGUACUGGCCCGCAGAGCGCUCUGCUCGCUACCAGUACUUUGUUGUUGACCCGAUGGCUGAGUACAACAUGCCCCAGUAUAUCCUGCGUGAGUUCAAGGUCACAGAUGCCCGGGAUGGGCAGUCGAGGACAAUCCGGCAGUUCCAGUUCACAGACUGGCCGGAGCAGGGUGUGCCCAAAACGGGCGAGGGCUUCAUCGACUUCAUUGGGCAGGUGCACAAGACCAAGGAGCAGUUUGGGCAGGACGGGCCCAUCACGGUGCACUGCAGUGCCGGUGUGGGCCGCACCGGGGUGUUCAUCACACUGAGCAUCGUUCUGGAGCGGAUGCGCUAUGAGGGCGUGGUUGACAUGUUCCAGACCGUGAAGACCCUACGCACACAGCGCCCAGCCAUGGUGCAGACAGAGGACCAGUACCAGCUGUGCUACCGCGCGGCCCUGGAGUACCUCGGCAGCUUUGACCACUAUGCAACGUAACUACCGCCCCCUCUCCUCCGCCGCCCCCACCUGGGGGCACUGGAGGGGACCCAGCUCCUCUGAGCCAUACCGACCAUCGUCCAGCCCCCCUGCAUGGAUGCUGUUGCUGGCAGAGCACAGCCCACUGGGAUCACAGCGUUUCAGGAACAUUGCCACACCAAAUGGAGAGCCCAGAACUCCCCCAGGCAAGGGGGUGGGCCGGGCAGGCAGGCGCCCGGCCGUCUCUGUCCACCAAGCCCGCCCCAGAGCCACUUUGAGCUCUCUGUUCCGCUGCCGCGUUUCUCAUGCUUCUCGUGGGGGGGAUGGGAGCAAAGCCUCCUUUUUUAUACAUUGAGUGGGGUAGACAGGGAUUCUAGCCUCUUCCCUCUGACUUUUCCUUUUGCAAAUUCUUAACUGCAGAAUGGGCUGCUGUGGGGGUUGGGGUGUAGUUUUCUGUUUAGUUCAUUCUGGAUCCUUUUUUGUAUGACUCUUACUGCUGAAGGACGGAGCGUGCCUUCCUCGUGUGUGUGGAGCUGGGGCCGCCAGCCUGAGCGGAGGCAUCGCUGAUCCGGCUGCUCUUCCAGCCCGUCAGACGAGAUCCUGUUUCAGCCAAAUGCAGGGAAACAAUUUUUUUUUUUAAAGUUCUGUCGUGUUUUUCCUUGAGAGCCUUAUUUUAGGCCCCACAGUGGUGGGCGGGGAGGAGAUAGGAAACGCUCACCCCCAGUCGUCUAUUCCAGUGUGUGUUUAACAUUCACAGCGCAGAACCACAGACGUGUCUGGGGCAGCCGGGCAAGGCGUUCCUCAUCACCAUUGUGUUUGCAAAGGUUAAAAAUAAAGCAAAGACAAAAAAACAAACAAACAAAAAAUUAAAAAAAAAAAAAAAGAAAACCCAAGAAAAAAAGAGAGUCAUCCCCUGGCUGUGCAUCAGACCUCCAAGAGGGGAGGUGGCUCUGUGCUCCUGGGCUUCCCGGGGAGCUGCUGGGCUGACCUCUGGGCCCGUGGAGCCUGGAUUUUGUCCCCAGCAUUGCAGUGUGGCGUGGUGUCGGUUGGCUGUGGGUCUGGCCGUGGGGCCAAGGUGAUCAGUGCUGGCCGGGGUGUGUGCCAUGCCCCCCCCACCUCAGGGCCAAGCAGGGGUGCAGCUGGCCCUUCAGGUCCAGGCCAGUGGGCCUGGUAGCACAUAUCUGCCCCCAGAGUAGGGCCAGAUGACUUCCCUCCCUGGUUUGCAGCUGUUUUGCAAAGCCCCUGAGAAUCGCUCUUUUCCACUCCUUCGAGAUGCCCUCAUAAACCAAUGUGACAAGACUACUGGACUUCUCUCAAUGGUACUAUAAUCAAUCCUUAUUAUCUCGGCUUGCUGGGGGCAGGGAGAGGGCCUCUUCCUCUGGGCAGCACUAUCUAGAUAGGUAAGUGGGGGCGGGAAGGGUGUAUAGCUGUUUUAGCCGAGGGGCGCGAGGUGGACAUCCCCAGGUUAGCUAGGCUGUCAAGAUCAACAAUCCAGGGUUGGUAAUGUUGAAUGAGACAUUCAUUUUUACCUUGUGGAUGCUAGUGCUGUAGAGUUCACUGUUGUACACAGUCUGUUUUCUAUUUGUUAAGAAAACUACAGCAUCAUUGCAUAAUUCUUGAUGGUAAUAAAUUUGAAUAAUCAGAUUUCUUA